GAAGAGUCAGCUCCUGAUUGGCUGACUUGUUGCCAUGGGGAGAAAAAUAUCAACAGAAGUUUGUGAGGCAGCUUCUGAGCAGAAUGGAACAAGUGGGAGAUGGCUCCAUUGUGGCUCCAGGGGGCAGUUACCAGCUCACAGAGGACAUACAGCUAGAAAAGAAAAUGAAGGAAAUGCUGCAGAUAUCUACAUUUGAACUGAAGAAUACCAUAGCCGAACUGGAACGAAGGCUGAACAGUGUGGAAGAUGAAGGUAAUGAAUGGAAAACAAGGUAUGAGACCCAAGUGGAACUCAAUAAGCAGUUAGAAAGGCAGAUUUAUAUUCUUCGAGAAAAGUCUGAAAAUAUUCGUGGCAAUCCCACAGAUCGACUGUCCUCUAUCCGUUCCUUUGAUCAGAUGCCUUUGGGAGCCUUAAACCAGUUUCUUAAACAUCUUGAUGACGAAAAGAUCCUGAUGGAAAAUCAGCUGAAGGAUUUUGAACUUCGAAUAGAACAAGAAGCAAAGGCAUACUAUAAAGUUAACAACGAAAGAAGAAUGUAUGUCUCUGAAAUCUCUCAGACCUCAGUAACACAAGAAGCCGCUAAGAAACAGCAGCCCGAUCCAGCACACGCCACACGGGAAAAGCCGGCUUUUAAAGGAAACUAUAAUGGUCCUGCAAAACGGAAGACAAUGACCAAAAGAAAAGGAGAAAUGAAAAAAGGAAACCAGCCCUCAAAUAUGAAGCAUUAACUUGAGGAAAAACAUCUCUCCAUUUGUAAUAUUCCCCAGGAUGUAUUUAUUUUCUAGAACUAUGCAAAAUAACAUCAUUGGUUUAAUUUCUAA
Messenger RNA from Xenopus tropicalis (tropical clawed frog), 821 nucleotides. NCBI's taxonomy places the organism in Eukaryota, Metazoa, Chordata, Amphibia, Anura, Pipidae. The record is from RefSeq and is a predicted model, not a curated record.